AUGGGUCAGUCGCAUUCCAAGGGCAAUUCUGGCCCUGGCGACUCUCUGCAGUCCUACCCAUCCUUUUCUCGCUCUGACACGAAGGAGUCUCUUCGGUCUAUUCGGGGCUCUAUUCGAUCUAAGAUCCGUAGCAGCGAUAGCCCUCGCGCAUCCACUUCAGCUCUGUCCACGGGGAGCCAGACGGAUAAGUCCGAUGCCGGGUCGAUCAAGUCAACCGGGAGUAGAAGAAGCUCCACCAACCUGACUGCUCAAUCUCCUGGUGCCGAUGACUCAGCUUCUCAACUCGAUGCCCCGGAUCCACCUCCCUCUCCCACCUUGUCGAGCAGCCUGAAACGAGGCCAUAAGGAUGUCGAUGCGAUGCAGCAAAGCGGAGAGGUUGACCACGUGUCGGACGCGCCUCCCACUGGUGCUGCUCCAACGGGAUCUUCACAGAAAGUCGGCGAAUCCAUUCUUAUCAAGCGGCAAGAUCAGCUGAAUCCAAUCCUGGAUUUCAUCAUGAACACACCUUUGAAUGAUACAUCCUCGUCUCCAGGAAUGGGAAUGGGCGCUCUUAAGUCUAUCGACCUUGAUGACAUGAUCACACGUCUGCUGGAUGCCGGUUACUCAACUAAGGUCACCAAGACUGUCUGUCUCAAGAAUGCAGAGAUCACCGCCAUCUGUAGUGCGGCUCGGGAGCUAUUCCUCAGUCAGCCUGCACUUUUAGAGCUGUCGGCCCCUGUCAAGAUUGUGGGCGACGUUCACGGCCAAUACACCGACCUGAUCAGAUUGUUCGAAAUGUGUGGCUUCCCCCCAUCUUCGAAUUACCUCUUUCUGGGUGACUAUGUGGAUCGGGGCAAGCAAAGUUUGGAGACAAUUCUGCUUCUGUUGUGUUAUAAGCUCAAGUAUCCGGAGAACUUCUUCCUUCUGCGAGGCAAUCAUGAAUGUGCCAACGUUACCCGUGUAUACGGGUUCUACGAUGAAUGUAAACGGCGUUGCAACAUCAAGAUUUGGAAGACCUUCAUCGAUACGUUCAACUGCUUGCCGAUCGCUUCUAUUGUAGCUGGCAAAAUUUUCUGUGUCCACGGCGGACUUUCACCAAGUCUCUCCCAUAUGGACGAUAUCCGGGGGAUCGCGCGUCCGACUGACGUUCCCGACUACGGGCUGCUUAAUGACCUUCUUUGGAGUGAUCCGGCGGACAUGGAGGAGGAUUGGGAGCCUAAUGAGCGCGGCGUAAGUUACUGCUUUGGUAAGAAAGUGAUCAUGAAUUUCCUGCAACGGCAUGACUUCGACUUGGUAUGCCGAGCCCACAUGGUAGUGGAGGACGGUUAUGAGUUCUACCAGGAUCGCAUUCUAGUUACAGUAUUUUCUGCCCCUAACUACUGUGGAGAGUUUGAUAACUGGGGAGCAAUCAUGUCUGUCUCGGACGAACUCCUGUGCAGUUUCGAGUUGUUGAAACCGUUGGAUUCCACCGCACUGAAGAAUCAUAUCAAGAAGGGGCGGAAUAAGCGGAAUAGCAUGCUCAACAGUCCUCCUGCAAUUGUAUCAGCCCAAAGUUAUUAGACCUCCUGGUGAUUCGUUGCCAAGAAGUCGGCAUGCACCAUAUGUCACUACCGAAGCGAUCUGGGCCUGGGCUCAGUUGACGUUAAGCUCACCCCUUUCAGUCACGGCGUAGUCCGUCUGAAUUGAUUGGGCAAACACAUCAUGAAAAUCGUUCCUUUGCCGGACUCCCGUCGAUAUGUGCAUCCCUCGGGUGCUGGCCUUCUGGGACUCCUUAUUUGCAACGCAGCAAUGCCGGCUCCCAACCAAACGCCGCUUGGUUUGCCAUUGGCAAACUGAGCGGAUCAAGACCCAUCCUCCAUCAUUACUAGGGCGUUUGAUGCGAUUUGCUCGCCCCAUGAGGCACUCACCCGAAUUGACUUCGGCGCAAGUCCUACGCCGAUUUAGCGAGCUAUGCUCUGACUUCGCUAUGUAUACGGUCCCGGUUAUUUUUCUACGCAUAUAAUGAAUAGACAAGGUGUGCGGGGAAUCUGAUUUUCUGGCACCUGUGAAAACCCAUUUGAGAGCUAAAGGCGAUAGGAGUCUGUGUAUUUUGACCAGCUUUUCUUCUCGAUAAUUCCAUGUCGAUGAGACAUGGUUUGACGUGUCAUGAUAUCUUUUUGGUUUCCCCUUAUCUUCUCUUGUUUUGUCGCAGAUUCAUAUGAUGCUGGUUCCCUUUAUUGUUGCUUCUAUCCAUAUUGCUUCGGACAUGGGAUGGUCUCUAUAGCUCAUUUAGAUUUUCCCGAAGGACUAUUAUUAUCCAAAGGCUUCUGUACACAUUUCACUAUCCAUGCACAUGUCC
Molecule: messenger RNA, 2317 nt
Organism: Aspergillus nomiae NRRL 13137
Lineage: Eukaryota; Fungi; Ascomycota; Eurotiomycetes; Eurotiales; Aspergillaceae
Gene: phzA
Product: putative serine/threonine protein phosphatase
Exons: 3
Coding region: 1-1539 (512 amino acids)
Cellular component (GO): nucleus; cytoplasm
Molecular function (GO): protein serine/threonine phosphatase activity
Source: RefSeq, a predicted model, not a curated record